CUUCGCGUGGGAGGCGCGUCUCACGUCACGGCUGCCUCGAGCAUUGUCGGGGUAUAAUUGCGUCCACGCCCGUUGUUGUCGCGUCGUCUCUACAAACACCUGUACUACUGCGAUUGCAGCGUUGAGGUUUGUUGCCACACAAAAUGCCGGCGGAUAUUCGAAGCUUCUUUGGUGGUGGGCCGCCCAAGGCGAGCCAGGGCAGCGAGGGCUCGCAGAAGAAAGAGACGAAGCCUGCCCCCAAGAAAGCAGCACCCAAGAAGGGUCGUGCGAGUCGCGUUGUAAUGGACGACUCCGAGUCCGAGGAGGUUGAAGCCAAGCCCGUGAAAGCAACGCCGAAGAAACCCGCGCCCAAGAAAGUGAAGCGCGAACCGACGCCCGACCUCGAAGAGACAACGACAUCCGACUUCUUCGCGGCAUCGAAUAAGCCCAAGCGCAGCGAGCCUGUCAAGAGAGCGGUCGAGAAGGCCGUCGAGACACCCAAAGCUACACCGAAGAAGGCGGCCGGGCGAGCAUCGAAGACUGCCACACCGGCGACAAAUGGCAGGGCGUCUGGGAGGGCGAAGAAGCCCGUCACAUCCUAUGUGGAGCGGGAUGACGGGGACGAGUUCGACGACGACGAACUGGACAAUGCAGACGACAUCUUCGGGGACGAGUACAAGGGGAAAGGCAAAGGCAAGGACGAUUAUGUUGAAGGUGUGGACAGUGAUGAGGAUGUGCCAAUCAAGCUGCCACAUCGCGCAACACCAGCGAAAACAAAACAGCUGAAGGUUGAAGAUGAGGAUGACUUCGAGCCAGAGAAAGAUGUCGAUAUGGAAGACCCCGAUGACGACCUCUUGGAGCCUGAGCCUGAGGAGCGGGUCGUCAAGAGCGAGCCCAAGAAAGCUGGGCGAAAACGCAAAUCGCCAGAAGUAGACCUGGACGAAGAGGAGUCAGAGGAGGAAAAGCCAAAGAAGAAGGCCGCAAAGAAAGCAGCUUCAAAGUCGCCGGUCAAGAAAAAGGCCAAGAAAGAAGACGCGGUAGAGGACGCUGGCAUCCAGGCUAUCUACGACAGCAUACCGACUGUGCGCGCGCCGACUCCGCCGCCACCGGAUGUCAAGUUUGAUUGGAGAGCAAACGCAGGCCGCAGCGAGCCGGCGCCUACCGGAGGUGGAUCCAGCGAGAUGCCGUCUGGCUCUGAGACGUGUCUUGCUGGGCUCAAUUUCGUAUUCACUGGCGUCCUGCAAAAGUGGGGUCGCACUGAAGCGCAGGAACUUGUGAAGCGGCACGGAGGCAAAGUUACUGGAGCGCCUAGCAAGAAGACCAACUAUGUCGUCCUUGGGUCGGAUGCUGGCCCCAGCAAGCUGCGGAAGAUCCAGGAGAUGGACAUCAAGACUAUCGACGAGAACGGGCUGGCAGUGCUUAUCGAGAAGCUCACCGCAGCUGGCAACAAGGGCGACUCGAAAGCGCAGGCAGCUCAUCGCGAGAAACAGCGGAAGGAGGAGGAGAAAAUCAAGGCGCAGGCGGCUGAGCUCGAGCAGCAAGAGAAGAAGCGCUUGAAGGAACUGAAAGCGGUGCAAGCAGCAAAGGCAGCCGCUGGAAAGGCGCCCGCGCCGGCUACCACCGCAGCGAAUGCUGGCCCUGAGGUCGACGCCCGUCUGUGGACGACAAAGUACGCGCCCUCAUCGCUGGCCCAGAUCUGCGGCAACAAGGCUACGGUUGAGAAGCUUCAACGCUGGUUGCAGAAGUACCCGAAGAACCUCAAGACUGGGUUCAAGCUCGCCGGCGCAGAUGGCAGUGGCGUGUUCCGCGCGGUCAUGAUCCACGGUCCACCAGGUAUCGGCAAGACUACAGCAGCACAUCUAGUCGCCAAGCUCGAGGGCUACGAUAUCGUGGAGAGGAACGCCAGUGAUACGCGAAGCAAGAAGCUCAUCGAGGACGGUCUGCGCGGUGUGCUUAGCACAAAUUCGCUGCACGGCUACUUCGCCGGCGAUGGCCUGAAGGUCGAGGCGUCCAAGAAGAAGCUGGUCUUGAUCAUGGACGAAGUCGACGGCAUGUCGGCGGGUGAUCGCGGUGGUGUUGGUGCGCUUGCUGCUGUCUGCAAGAAGACGGAAGUCCCGAUGAUCCUGAUCUGCAACGAUCGCAAGCUGCCAAAGAUGAAGCCGUUCGACUACGUCACAUACGAUAUGCCCUUCCGCCGACCGACUGUCGACCAGAUCCGCUCUCGCAUAAUGACCAUCGCGUACCGCGAGGGUCUGAAAAUGCCAACGCCCGUUAUUAACGCGUUGAUUGAGGGGAGCCAUGCCGACAUCCGCCAGGUCGUCAACAUGCUUUCGACAGCCAAGCUGGACGAGGAGGCGAUGGACUUUGACAAGGGCAAGCAGAUGAGCAAGAGCUGGGAGAAGCACGUCAUCUUGAAACCGUGGGACAUCACACAGAAGAUCCUCGGCGGCGGCAUGUUCGCCUCGAGUAGCAAGGCCACGCUAAACGAGAAGAUCGAGCUGUACUUCAACGACCACGAGUUCAGCCCGCUCAUGCUGCAGGAAAACUACCUCGGCACGAACCCCAUUCUCGCGGCCGGCCACUCUGGCAAACAGUCAAAUCUGAAGAAGCUCGAGCUCGCAUCCCAAGCCGCUGAUAGCAUCAGCGACGGAGAUCUGGUCGACCGCAUGAUUCACGGCUCGCAGCAGCAGUGGAGUCUGAUGCCGACACACGCAGUGUUCAGUUUCGUCAGGCCGGCAAGCUUCGUGUCUGGCAGCACUGCCGGCAACCAAACCCGCUUCACGUCAUGGCUGGGCAAGAACAGUAAUCAGGGCAAGCUGACGCGCCUCGUCAAAGAGAUCCAGGCCCACAUGCGACUGCGGUCGUCGGGUGACAGACACGAGGUUCGACAGCAAUACGUGCCCAUACUGUGGACGGAGAUGGUCAACAAGCUGCAGCGGGAAGGCAAAGAGGCGGUGCCCGAGAUCAUCGAACUGAUGGACAGCUACUUCCUGACGAGAGAAGACUUCGAUGCUAUCAUGGAGUUGGGCGUCGGGCCCAUGGACCAGGACAAAGUCAAGCUUGAAACCCAGGCCAAGGCUGCUUUCACACGACAAUACAACCAGCAAUCCCACCCCCUGCCCUUCAUGAAAGCCUCCUCCGUCGCCGCCCCCAAGAAACAAGCCAAAGAAAAACCCGACCUCGAAGAAGCACUCGACGACUCCGACGAAGCCGAGGUCGUCGAGGAACCCAAGGACGAAGACGAAGACGUCGACCUGUCAAAGGAUAAAUACGUCAAGCAGCCGAAGAAAAAGGCCGCGCCCAAGAAGAAGGCUGCGCCUGCGAAGGGGAAGAAGAGGGCGAAGGAGGAUAGUGAGGAUGAAGAUGAGGAUGAGGAGGAGGUUAAGACGGCGGCGAAGGGGAAGGGGAAGGGGAAGGCGGUGGCUAAGGCGAGGAAGAAGUAGGUGCGUGUGCGUGCGUGUGUGUGUGGAUGACGGGUGCUGGGAACGGGC
This is a messenger RNA of Boeremia exigua, 3470 nucleotides long. RefSeq names its product replication factor RFC1 C terminal domain-containing protein. Gene Ontology annotation, cellular component: nucleus; DNA replication factor C complex. The record is from RefSeq and is a predicted model, not a curated record. The transcript has 4 exons. Bases 144 to 3422 code for a protein of 1092 amino acids. Gene Ontology annotation, molecular function: ATP hydrolysis activity; ATP binding; DNA binding. Gene Ontology annotation, biological process: DNA replication; DNA repair. NCBI's taxonomy places the organism in Eukaryota, Fungi, Ascomycota, Dothideomycetes, Pleosporales, Didymellaceae.